GCUAGCCUCUUUUGGAGCCCAUGCGAUCCCGGACCUCAAAUUACAGAGAUUCUCCACCAACCUCGUCGAUCUCUGGCAUCCUCUUUCCGCAAGGAUCAUCUUUCAGAGGAACACCUACAACAUCGGAGGAAGGCGGAGACUUCAGGGAACCAGUCAUCAGCCCCCCGCCGGAAGACGAGACUGCAAUCACACAGUCAUCACUUAGGCGAUCUCGGCGACACGAGGCGCCAUGGCUCCCAAGUCGCUGAUAGCAGCUUCGAGAGAGCGCUACCUUAACACUAUCCGCUCUGUGCAGCCAUCGACGAGAUGGAAGAUUCUGGUCGUGGACAAUUUUGUACGCCAACAUUUGAACAGCCUCUUGAAGCUGGACACCAUACUGCGGGAGAAUGUGACGCUUGUGGAAAACUUGGAGAAUGGCAACAGAGAAGCGCAGCCCAACUACGAGGCUGCGUACUUUGUAACGCCCACGUCAAGCAACAUCGAGAGGAUCAUCAGGGACCUGACACCUGAUCAUGCGACGGGAUCGACGAGGUACAGCGCGGGUCAUGUUUUCUUCGUUGAUGCUCUCUCUGACGCCUUGCUGCAGCGACUGACGAGCUCACCCGCUGAGCCGCGCUUGCGGCAAGUCAUCGAAUUGUACAACAACUUCUGGGCACUCGAGGCUCAGGUAUUCUCAUUAAAGACGCCAGAAUCAUUCUUCACCAUCUUUCAGCCUCCUGGAGGAGCAUGGGGAGUGGAUUCGGCCGAAGCCCUCAAAGGCAUCGAGGAGGAACUGCAAUUCAGCGUGCAGACUUUGCUCAAUGUAUGCGUCUCUCUUAACGAGUUUCCCUUGAUACGAUACUACAAUCCUUCUCACCCGCCGCUGGGACCUCUGGCAAAUCAACAAGGAGAGUCGAGCGGGACGAUCCCCGCACCCGCGCCAGCUUCCGCCUACGCCUCUAGCAUGCGCAUGGCCCGACUACGAGCGGGAGGCGAUUCGAGCGCAGCGGGCAGGCCGGGUGCUGCGUCGGGUCCGGAUCAUUUCACCCGCAAGCUGGCGCUCCGAUUGCAAGAAGCCAUCGAUGCCUACGUGGCCGAUAAUCAGCCCAAGCCCGACUCGACGAGGCCAAGGGGUGUCUUGUUCAUCACGGACCGGACUAUGGAUACAGUGUCACCCUUCCUGCACGAAUUCUCAUACCAAGCAAUGGUGGCUGAUUUGCUGCCUCUCGAAGAAGACGGGACAGUCUAUUCUUACAAGUUCCUGAACGCUGUCGGCCAGAAGGAGGACAGAAGAGCACGAUUGUCCGACGAAGAGAGUGUGUGGAGGGCAAUCAGGCACCUUCACAUUGCCGAGGCAAUCGACAGGUUGACGAAGGAUUUCACGCAGCACGCAGGAACCGCAGCAGCUCAUCAAAAUUCGAGCAGUCUGCAUGACAUGAGGGACAUGCUCGCGACUCUGCCUGAGAUGCAAGAGACCAAAGAGGCGUUGAGUCUGCAUUUGACUAUGGCACAGGAGUGCAUGAACAUCUUCGAGAGAAGCAGACUACCACAGCAGGCCAUGGUUGAACAGAACUGUGCAACGAGGACAACGCCCGAUGGAGCGAAACCGCGGACCUUGGUCGAGGAUAUGGUGCCACUGUUGGAUGAUCGAGAGAUCAGCAACGCGGACAAGGUCCGUAUCAUCGCGCUUUACAUCAUGUAUAGCGAAGGCGUUCCGGACGAGGACCGGAAACGGCUGUUUCAGCACGCCAGGCUGGGUCUGCACGAGAUGGACGCAGUGGACAAUCUGGUGCACUUGGGGGCUAGAGUACUCAAGGAUCCCCAGAACAGUGGGUGGGACGCGUGGUUCAAGAAGGGCAAGAGGAGGCAAGCGCCGGGCGAAAACGAGUACGAGCUGAGCAGGUACCAGCCUUUGGUCAAGCUCAUGCUGGAGGAUCACUUUGCGGGAAGGCUGGACCAGACCACCUAUCCCUACGUCAAGGAUGCGCCCCCCGACUUUGCGUCCGCAUCCUCGCUUAGCGCAGCGAGCACCGGAGGACUGGGCAGCCUGAGAGAUGCGGCAUCGGCCAUCUCAAGGGGCGCAAGCCCUGCUUUGAGCGGCAAUGCAGCUGCGCCCCGAGGACCCCCGACUAGCUUGAGAUCUGCAAAGCCCACGUGGGCCCAGAAAGGCAGAGGUGGAGGACAUAGCGGGGGCAGCAGCAACCACGCGGAACGGGCUGACAUUACAAGGCAGAGAGUGCUCGUGUUCGUUGCUGGUGGCAUGACUUACUCUGAGGUCCGCAGCGCCUAUCAAAUCUCAGAUAGGUUGGCCAAAGACGUCUAUAUUGGCUCUUCGCACAUUUUUACUCCUGCUUCCUUCCUCGACUCGCUGAAAAGGUUCGGCAAGGCGAGUGGAGCUGGCGCACAUCAUCACCAAGGUGCAGGCCAGCAUCAUUCUGGCGGUCGACCUGGCCUUGCGAGCGGUCUUCCGACCGGCGCAAAUCAAUUUUCGAAGCCGGAUAACGAUGCGAGCGGCUUGCGAUCUAGUGCUGCCGCUGCGCGCUCCGGUCGAGGAGGAUCUCGUCAGUAUGCAGAUUAUGGAGAUAGUGCACAUCAGCAGGGUUACGGAGGCGGGCGCAAUGGCCAUUCAGCCUCGGUUCCAUCUCAACGAUUCGAGGCUGAUCAAGGAGCAUACGAGCGUCGCUAUGGGGGAGGAGCUGCGCCUGCUCCGCAAGACACUUCUCAUCACGGAUACGGACAAUCGAGCGCUCAAUCAAACCAUAGCUCGGCUUCUCGGCCGCAAGCUUCACGUGCUCCUCAGACAUAUGGACCAUCUUCGAGCGCUUCCUUGUAUAACUCGCACCAUCAGGCCUCGGGCGCCGUUUCGACGUCGGGUCACCAGUCUGCAGACGGCAGGUCCCUCAGUCCAGCUCCUUCCGCUACUUAUUCCAUUCAAAGCAACCCUGUUGGAGCAGCUGGCAAGGAGAAAAAGAGGCUCAAGAAUUUGUUCUCUUCCAAAAAGUAAUGCAGCCCCUGGCAACUUCUGCGUCUCUCGCGUGGCUUGCACUCGUCAUUCGCCUUUGCGCACACUUCUUGCACUCCCUCCACCCUGACAACGGUCGGCUUCCCACUGCGUCCUGUCUGUCAUUUUCUCACAAGCUAUCGUUACGAGCGCCAUCACAGCGUGCGCGUCUGUUACCCAAUGUCUAUUGCAUUAUUUUG
Messenger RNA from Ceraceosorus guamensis, 3180 nucleotides. Its product is annotated as Sec1-like protein. Bases 230 to 2983 code for a protein of 917 amino acids. NCBI's taxonomy places the organism in Eukaryota, Fungi, Basidiomycota, Exobasidiomycetes, Ceraceosorales, Ceraceosoraceae. The record is from RefSeq and is a predicted model, not a curated record. Gene Ontology annotation, biological process: intracellular protein transport; vesicle-mediated transport. The transcript is spliced from 7 exons. Gene Ontology annotation, molecular function: syntaxin binding. Gene Ontology annotation, cellular component: plasma membrane; secretory granule.